UUCAUCUCCAUUCUUGCCACAUUCAAUUCCUGUGGGGCCCCUAAUUUGUGUUUGGAGUACACGGGUCGGAUCUCAUUCAACAUCACCUCUCCUUCACCCAAACACCGUCCGUCGCCUGUUUGUCCCACGCCAACCUCUCCUCAGCCACCCUCUCGUCCUUUUACUCGAUGCAACACCACCUUUGACUCGUCUCCCCUCGCCCCCUCCUCCCUCUCUCUCCCCUUCACCAUGUCCACAGAGCCAUCCAUCUUGUCGGCUGCAGGUGAACACGAGUCGCGUUCCCCCAUCGAUUAUCCCGCCCGCGAAACUCGUACCCGACGGUCGCGUCGCAAGAAGGAAGACGAUCUCGACCUUGAGCGGAAAGAAGCCGCCAGAACCACCAAAUCCCGAGAAAAAGAAAAAGAGAAGGAGGAGAAACUCGAGCCCAAACGGGGUAGCCGUCGCCAGCGAGAGAAAUCGUCGUCGACCUUCGCCAGCCCGGCCACUUCGGCCGCGUCUCACGCCCACGCUCGCAAGAAGCCCAAGUUGGAGGCAGCCACACCUGAUCAGAGUCCCCGGCCUGCUGCUGUCCCUACUCCUUCAUCCAUUGCCGUGCCUGCUGCUCCAGUCCCAGCGACGAGUCCUCCUACCACUGCCAUCUCAUCUGCCCCGGUAGCUCCAGCUCCAGCUCCAGCUCCAGCUCCAGCUCUAGCCCCAGCCCCGAGGAGUCCAGCUCCCAGCACCCCCAUAACGAGCCCACGGAAACAAAUAUUGGAUCCUGAAUCGAUGUCUCAAAAUACAAAUCGUCUUUUGAAUCCUCCCUCUCUGCCGUCGUCAGCCCAUCCGACCCCGCCGUCGGUGGCCCCUACAACUCUCGUCUCGUCUUAUCCGGCCCUGAUGCCAUCCGCUCCUCCUCCUCCUCCUCCUCCGCGGCCGCAUUCCCAGCCGCCCGCUCCCCCGCCGCAAAGAACAAGCGGCCAGAAUUUCGAUCCCAUUCGGUCGGCCUUUGAUACUGCAUCUCCUGCUAUAGCCCCGGCACCGACUCAAACGUUGGCCCCAGCUCCGGCUCCGGUGCCUACCUCCUUCAGUCCGCCGGCGCGCCAUCCCUCCCCGCGUCCAACAUUCCGUGCCAGUGCCUCGCCAGCCAUUGCCAGUAUCAUUGAUCCGCCCACCACGUCCUCGCCCCCAGUCUAUACCUCUCGUCCGUAUGGCUCUCCAAUUCAUGGUGCGUCCAGCUACUCACCAUCUCCUGUGGGCGCGUCCAUCGUUCCCACACCGCCGCAACCGCAUCCCCAAUCUCAACCCCAACCACGACCAAUUUCGCCUUAUGCCCUUCGGUCACCGUAUGCGGCACCUAUACAAGCCCCGCCACCACAAAAACCACAGAUUCCGGCCCCAGCGCCCAAGCCCAUUCCUGCAGCUCCCCCUCCGGCCUCACAACCUCCCACCCCAGUCCCAGCUCCGUCCAAUAACCGACCGCCCUCGCCUGGCCCAACACCGAUGGAUGUGGAGCCCGAUACACCAGCUACAUUAUCUGCUCCCAAAACGACGAAAAAGGAAUCCAAAUCCCCCUCGACAGUACCUGCAUCGAAAGCCCCAUCUCCCAAACCGGCCCGAGCAGCCAAGGAAGCCCCAGCACUACCUCAAGGCUCGGGACUCAUAUCUAAUGCCCUCUUUGGUGUGGAAGGCAGCUCAUCCUCAGGAGACGCGAGCAACCGGCGUACGCCUAGUAUUGUCUUGCACGUCCCGCUGAAGGGCCAUGGGAACCAGAUCAUCAACUUCGCCCGUUUAGCAGAGGAGCAAUAUGGGUUUGCUGCCUUACAUCCCCGUCUAGCUGCGCACAAGGAGCGACUUGCACGUGUGGCGGCGGCAGGGGCCGCCUUAGAGCGGAACGACAAGGCAAGUGGCCGGGGUCUCUCCGCAGGGGAAAGCGCGGAUGAGGAUUUGAGCAUGGAAAUUGACCGUGAUACUGAUAUGGACGGGGAGGGUACGAUGGCCGCGCCGACCCGCUCGAAUUGUGCGGAUCCGGCAGACGGGAAGAAGAAGCGCCGCAAGAAGAAAAUGGAGGAGUAUGACCGGGAUGAUCCUUUCGUGGAUGACAGUGAGUUGGCCUGGCAGGAACAGGCUGCCGCCAGUAAAGAUGGGUUCUUUGUCUACAGUGGGCCUCUGGUGCCGGAGGGCGAGAAGGUUCAGGUUGAACGGGCCGAUGGGACAAUCAAGCGUGGCCGUGGCCGCGGGCGUGGUGGUCGAGGUCGGGGGCCUCCGUCAUCCCAUCACCAGGUGCCCUUGGCCGCAGCUGUCCCGAUUUCCCAAGAAACCGGUCUUCCCGUUCGGGGCCCAGGGUCUCGGGGAGGCAGCACCACUCGCCGGCCGCGUAUCAGUAAGGCUGCCCGUCUGCAGGCGGAACAGGAGAGAGCCAACGCCGCGUCGGCGACCUCGCACGGACGGGGAGGGGGUGCCACCGGCCGUGGAGGCUCUACCAGCACGCGGGGAGGAAAGAAUCCGAUGGUUGAACUGGCGCCGCGUCCUAAUAUUGCCCCUGCUCCCCCGGGGCCCAGUCCGAUGAGUGGCCCGGAGAUCACGAUGAAGUAGGAUGGUUGGCUGAUGUCCUUCCUUUCCUCCCAGUCUUCGCCACGGGUAUUUCGUGCCGGGCUUCACACAUGCAGGCUUCUUCCAUUCUCUAGGAUAUUCUGCGUGUGAUUGGGUUUAUGGGUUUUCUUUCCGCUGGCGUCGGGUCCGGGUUAUAGGGGAAUGAUGAAGGGGCAUUAGUAGAAUGGGUUCGGGUGAUGUAAGGUCCGUGCGGUCGUUGGCCGUCUGUCUCCGUUGUUUAUGU
Molecule: messenger RNA, 2812 nt
Organism: Aspergillus sclerotioniger CBS 115572
Lineage: Eukaryota; Fungi; Ascomycota; Eurotiomycetes; Eurotiales; Aspergillaceae
Exons: 2
Coding region: 229-2571 (780 amino acids)
Source: RefSeq, a predicted model, not a curated record